AUGGCCGACGCCACUGGGAAUACCUUGACACGGCUUUGGAGCGAUACAAGCAGCGGGCUUUACCACGAUUACCAUCUCGUGGCUAGUGAAUGGGUUGUGACAGAUAGGAUAAAUGCGGCCCCAGGGCAAAGGUUUUUUUCGUGGGACGAAUUCUUCGAUCCAAACAGCUCCUAUGGUUCGGACAACUUCUCUCAGAUAGGGAGAUACAAUUUGUCCAAUGUCGUUUUUGAUAAAGAGGCAUCUGGAGGCAUCGUAGUUGACGGUCAUGCGAGUGGUACAGGAAAUGGCUCUUCGCCAUCCGCUGCGCAGGACAUCAUUAUAUUGAGAAACGGUCUUUGUUCAUCUUCCUGCGCGGUCUUUGUGGAAAUGAUGCAUCACGAAGCCGGAGUACGGAACGUGGCUGUCGGUGGUCGACCGAGCUAUGGGCUGAUGCAAGGACCAGGUCGAAGUCGUGGUGCCGCAUUGUACAGUACUUCACAACUGGAUACAGACAUCUGGAACGCACGACACCACAGUAAGAGAGCAGCCAGGCAUCUUCCACAUCGACGGAAGUCAUUGUUUGUCACCUCGGCCAGCUUCAAUCUUCGAAAUCUUCGAGAUCAGGUGCGGCGAGAUAACACCACCAUGUCACUACAGUUCCUCUAUGAACCUGCCGAUUGCAGAAUAUUCUUCACGCCAAGCACCUGGUAUAACUAUACGAACCUCUGGAAGUACGCUGCAGACGCAAUCUGGAACAACACAGGGCUGUGCGUCAAGAACUCGACAAGUCAAGAUGGGUUGGAGCCAGAUCGACUCGUGUAUACAGGCGAUGCGACAGAAAUUAUCACGGAUUCCUUCCAGCAGGGCUUUCCUCCAAUCAUUCGUGAGGAGGAGAUGUUCGGCGGACGCCAUGACUUAUCAAUGAUUCAGAACAUGGAGUGCACUACGAAUAGAGACUGCGCAGCACCAGGGCAUUUUUCGUUUCGAAUGGUUACGACUUGCCAUGAUGAGAAUGAGCGCAUGGUCAAAUCGCUAUGUGUUGCAGAAUGUAGCUCGAGUAAAAAUUGUGCCGGGGCAGCUUUUGUCGCGUCCCAUGCCACACAUCCCACACAUACGACGAAGAAGUGGUAG
Molecule: messenger RNA, 1110 nt
Organism: Talaromyces atroroseus
Lineage: Eukaryota; Fungi; Ascomycota; Eurotiomycetes; Eurotiales; Trichocomaceae
Exons: 3
Coding region: 1-1110 (369 amino acids)
Source: RefSeq, a predicted model, not a curated record